AUGUCUAGCACUUCUACAUUUUCUAUUCUUAUUGUUUUUCUUGUUGUUGUUGGUGAGUUAGGCUAAAUCUAGAGGAGGAAACAUUUAAAAUCCAGAUUUUACCGCCUUGUUUCAUAGCAUAGGCAAUCAAGUUCGCUCUAUCGCACGUUUAAUUUAUUAGAGAGCAUGCAGAAUUGAGAGACACAGAGAAAUCAGAGAGCUAGAGAGUUAGAGACGCAGAGAAACCAGAGAGCUGGAGACGCAGAGAAAUCAGAGAGCUAGAGAGUUAGAGACGUAGGGAAACUAGCUGCUUCGCUCGAUUAGAGAGCAUGUAGAAUUGAGACACACAGAGAAACCAGAGAGCUAGAGACGCAGAGAAACUAGCCGCAGCGCGGAAGAUUGCAGUUCGAGCGCUUUGCGCGAGUGUAAACCGCAAGCUUCCGCAUCAGCGGCACUCUCUACCGCUUCAGCGGCCAGUUACUCUACGUCUCUAACCUUCCAGCUGCAGAUGCAUGGGUUUGUAGUGUUCUCUGGACGUCUGGCUCUCUGUUUCUCUUCUCAUAAAAAAUUUGAAACUAUUUGAAAAGCGCGGGGAACAAGACACAUACACCGCGACGCAAAACUACACACACAAUAAACAUUUACAGUAGUCCAGUAUAAAAUUGUAUGUUAUUUUUGUUGAGUAUUGCUCAAAGAUGCCAGAGCAGAAAUAUCUAAUCCCUCUCAAAAAUUCCUAAAUCAUUUGAAACGUAUUCUUCCCAGUUUUUGUAAGUUCAAAAAUUCUCCAUAGUGCAUUGACCCUAGUUCCGAGCUGCUCAAAAAUGCACAUUCAUACAUACAGGGAAAAUUAGGCGGCAGGUGUGCUGCAGGUAAUUUUGGCUGACAUGACCUAGGCAUGGUCGUCGCAGGAGUUUUUUGAAAUGUUCAAAAAUGCUGCGGCGACCAUGCUGCGUGCAUGCCUAGGUCAUAAGUUACCUGCAGUACACCUGCCGCAUGCAUGCCUGACUUUUCCUGUGUAUAGUUUGAUUACUCAUCUCAAUCUCAUUCAUUUAUAUUUUUUUUUAAAUCCGAUCAAAUUUCCAAAUUAGCAUACUAUUCUAUUUUGUUUGUUUUUAUGGUGGUGGUUGUGUGUUUUUCAUGAAUGAAAAAGCUUUGAGAGCUCAUUGCACUAUCAAAUGACGUUUCAGUGACUUUUAAAAGUCACUUAGGAGAGUGAGAGACGCAGAGAGCCAGACAACGAGAGAACACAAUACAGUUAGAGAAGCAGGUGUGCGAGAGACUGUAAAAAUAGGAUUUUUUGAAAAACCGGGAAAAAUACGUUUCAAGCCUAGGCCUACGCCUAACCCUGAAGCCUGAAACUUAAAAGCCUAGAAUUUUGGAUAAGCCUAACCUAAUCAAGAUCAAUCUAGAGUGAGAUUCAAGCCUGUAUUCUAGCCUGAUUCAGGCUUCGAGCCUGCAUGGACUAGGCUCAACCUUGUAGCCUGCAAACUUUGGCGCAGCGGCCGGGCCUAGAAGCGUCUAGGCCAGGUCUAACCUAGACUCAACUCAGGCCCAGCCUACCCCAUCCCCUCCCAAAUCCAUCCCCAAAUUCCAGCCAAUUUCAAAUGCGAAUCAACAUCAGUGGUAACAUGUAUGCUGUGCAAAGUGAUCACCGAACCGCUCGAAUACAAUCUCUCACCAACCGCCACACUCUCGGCAAUGUUCAAAAAAUGCGACAAGAUGGGUUUGAUGGAGCCGGUGUGUGGUCAGUUUGUGUCGGAAAAUGUGAAGACGAUAUUCAAUCGUGUCAAGUCGGGAGUUCCGCCACAAACUAUUUGUCAGGCGAUGCAAAUGUGUGAACCAGUGAGAAGAAGAUAAUGAGGAAAAUAUUGAUUUUUUUGUUUGUUUUGGUAUAUCAAAAAAUGGUGAUGAUCUAAUAAAAUUUUGCAUUUGUUUGUUAGAGACGCAGAGAAGCCAGACAGUUAGACAUAACUGUAGAGUUAGAGACGCAGAGAAGCUAGAAUCAGGUUCAGACUACAUGCAACCUUCUGCUCGACCCGAUUCCAAGCCGCGUUGCAAACCGCGACGCGCUCAAAAGUGUUCCUGUUGCUAUAUCUGUUGAGGUUGUCAAUACCGUACCACCACAUGCGUAUCUAACUCCAGGUUUCAUUCCAAUUUUCUUCUCAAGUUAGAUCUGCAGGCUCUCUACAGUACUCAACAUGUCCCUCCCUUGAAAUUCAAAUGAGCGCAGCAAGGCUUGGCUACUUGACAACUAGGCUUUUUAGGCUUGGCUGCUUGUCAGAGGUUGAUCUCUAGGCGCGGUUGCUUGUCAGAGGCGAUAGUACCUCUCAAGACGCCGCUGCUUGUCAGAGUGGUCCUCAAGGCUUGGCACCUAGCCAGAGUGGUCUUCAAGGCGUGGCUCAUAGUCAUAGCAGUUCUCAAGGCUUGCCUCCUAGCCAUAGCAGUUCUCAAGGCUUGAAUCUUAGCCAGAGGCGGUUCUCAAGGCGCGGCUAUUUGACAUAGAGGCUUUCAAGGUGCGACUCAUUGUGAGAGUGGCUGUCAAGCAGCGGCUUCUAGCCAUAGUAGCUCUCCAGGCUUGGCUACUUGACAUUUGAGCUCUCAAGGUGCGGCUUCUAGCCAUAGCAGUUCUCAAGGCUUGGCUACUUGACAACUAGGCUGUCAAGGCUAGGCUACUUGUCAGAGUGGCUGUCAAAGCGUGACUCCUAGCCAUAGCAGUUUUCAAGGCCUGGAUACUUGUUCUCAAGAUGCGGCACCUAGCCAUAGUAGCUCUAUAGGCGCGGCUGCUUGACAUAGCAGUUAUCAAGGCGCGGCCCCUAUCCAGAGUGCAUCUCUAGGCACGGCUCCUAGAAAAUUAAGUUCUCUAGGCUCAGCCACUUGGAAUCCUUAACCCUAUGUCCAAAAAAAGUGUUCCCCCAAUUUUCCAACCCAAAAAAGUGACCUCGAAACGCGGAAAGCAGUCAGUCUUCCAUCAUUAUUAUUAUUCUAUUCCUACUCCCCUCCAUUUCCUAUUAUUUUCACAUUCAGUCAGUCAGUCAGUCAGGCCAAUUAACUUUUUUUCCGUCACACACGGACUGUCCACUUUGUAUUGUGUUAUUAUUAUAAUAGAAUUUGUAUAAUAUAAUUUUAUUUUAUUAUAUAAAUUCCUAUUAUAUUCAUUUUUUUUUGAAAAUGAUGAAGAUGAAGAUGAAAAAUGACAUUUUUUGAAGAUGUUCGAUCAUUUUUAAUUUGACUCGACUAAAUUCCUAGUUCCAGAUUUUUUUUUCGAAAGUUUGGAAUUCAAUUUUAAAAAUUUUGGAUUUUUUUUUGAAAUUUGGUAACCUAAAAUUAAUCUGAAUUUAGGAUAACUUGAAAUUUAAGAUAAAUUUUGCUGUAUUUUGAUGUAGAUCUGAAAAUGCCGUGUCUGUUAUUUAGCCCAACUCACUCAGAGCCGCGCUUGUGCCAAGAAGCUUAGCUCUCAAGUAGUCAAGCCUAGAAAUCCUAGCUCCCAAGUAGCCAAGCCUAGAGAGCAUAAUUUUCAAGCAGCCGAGCCUAGAAAGCCUAGCUCUCAAGUAGCCACCUCUAGAGAGCAUGGGUUUCAAGUAGCCGCACCUAGAAAUCCACUCUGGCAAGCAACAGCACCUUGAAAGCUUCUAUGUCGAGUAGCUUCGCCUAGAAAGCCUAGCUCUCAAGUAGCCGCGCCUAUAGAACUUACAAUUAGUUCUUAAGUAGCCAAGCCUAGGGAACCUAGUUGUCAAGUACCCGCGCCUUGAGAGCUUCUAUGUCAAGGAUCGGCGUCUAGGCAACCUGAGUGUCUAGGACCCACAUCUAGAAAUUCACUCUUACAAGGAGCAGCGCCUAUAGGUCCACUCUGGCAAGCAGCCGCGCCUUGAAAUUCCAGUUUUCAAGCAGCCUAGUCUAGAAAUCCUCAUUCCAGAUGGCCAACAACCUCAACGAAAUCCAAAGUUCCUCCUCAACCUCAUCCACCUCAAAAAAUAUCGCAAAAACUUUGCGACUAUAUUCAUCGGAUGGUGAGCGAAGCACAAGAAUGGAGGUGGAUGAGAACACGAUGUGCGCCGAUAUUUGCCAACAUUUUUCGUGUGAUGUUAUCACGUUGCAAAUUGGCAAUUAUCAUUUUCGGUGAGUAAGUUCGAGCGCUAACUGCCUGGCUUCUCUGUGUCUCUAAGCCUCUAGCUGUCUGACUUCUCUGCAUCUCUAGCUCUCUAGCUCUCUAACUCCUCUGCGUCUCUAAAUCCCACAAAUUAAAAACCUUGUAAUCCUGGAUAAUCUUUUGGUCCCGACAAGGAUUAGAAGAAAAUUGAUGUCCAAAAACAAGUGCACAAGUUCCUCUAGGUCACAAAAAUCUCAAAAUCUUCUGAUCUUGAGAAGAUUUGUGGGGAGAUCUGAUUUACGGUUAGGCCUAAGCCUAAGCCUAACUAAGCCUAAGCCUAACUAUGCCUAAGCUUAGCUAAGCCUAAGUUUAACUAAGCCUAAGCUUAACUGAGCCUAAGGCUAAUAAGCCUAAGCCUAACUAACCCUAAGCCUGAUAAGCUAAGCCUAAGCCUAAUAAGCCUAAGCCUAACUAAGCCUAAGCUUAACAAAGCCUAAGCCUAACUAAGCCUAAGCUUAGCUAAGCCCAAUAAGCCUAACUAAGCCUAAGCCUAACUAAGCCUAAGCUUAACUAAGCCUAAGCCUAAGUAUGGCUAAACCUAAGCUUAACUAAGCCUAAGCCUAGAUAAUCCUAAUUGAGUCUAAGCCUAAGCCUAAGCCUGCACCCAAGCCUGAGUCUAACUAGGUUUAAGUCUAACUAAGCCUAAGCCUAAUAAGCCUAAGCCUAAUUAAUCCUAACUCAGCCUAAGUCUAACUAAACCUAAGCCUGACUAAGCCUAAGCUUAACUAAGCCUAAGCUUAACUAAGCCUAAGCCUAAGCCUAACAAGCCCCCCAAAACCCUCUAAAACAAAUUUCCAGCCAACUGAAACCCUCGACCUCUCCUCUGGCAAUUCUUCACGACUUCUGCCGGAUCCUCUCAAUGUCCGAAGACGAGUCGUCUCGAACCUUCGACGAGAUCCUCACCUACACCGAUUCCUCGUCAUUCCGCCAUAUUUUCUCGUUUUUCCUCGGGAGACCGCGGAUUCGAGCGAAAAGCACGUUGAACAGUGGAAUAUUGUCGGAAGAUGUACUGAUUCGGAAGGGAAAAAUAUUGCAUUCGUGGGUCAAUGCCAAGGCUGUUUUUUAUAAUUCGAAUAUUCGAUUGCAGAUGAGUGAGUUGGCGGAAAUUGGCUGGGAUUACUGUAGAUGUGGCCGAAAAUCCACGAAUUUUGACACUAAACAUGCCUAGGCUAUGAGGUUACUGUAGAUCAACAUUUUGGCCCGAAAAAUGUCUAGGUGUGGAUCCUUGCUGAAAUGGUUUUCAAGGCGCUAAUCCUUGAGAAAUAGGUUCUCUAGGAGCGGCUACUUGCCAGAGUAGAUCUCUAGGAGCGGCUCCUACACAACUAGGUUCAUUAGGCGCUGAUCCUUGACAUAGAAGCUCUCAAGGAGCGGCUCUUCGCUAGAAUGCAUCUCUAGGCGCUGAGCCUUAUCAACUGGGCUUUCUGGGCGUGGCUACUUGACAACCGGGUCUUCUAGGUUUGGCUGCUAGGCAUAAGAAGCUCUGAAGGAGCGGCUUCUUGCCUGAAUGCAUCUCUAGGCGCUGAGCCUUGACAACUACGACUUCUAGGUGUGGCUACUCGAAAGCAAUAAUCUCGAGGCGCCGGUCCUAGACAAUCAGGUUCCCCAGACGCGGCUUCUUGCUAGAAUGCAUCUCUAGGCGCUGAGCCUUGUCAACUAGAAUUUCUAGAUUUGACUGCUUGACAUAGAAGCUCUCAAGGGGUGGCUACUUGUUUUAGAAGCUUUCAAGGCGCCGCUACUUGACAACCGGGUCUUCUAGGUUCGGCUACUAGACAAUCAGGGCUUUCUAGGCGCGGCUACUUGAGAGCAAUGACCUCAAGGCGCUGCUCCUAGGCAUUUAUAUUCUCAAGGCGCAUCAGCUUGAAAACAAUAACCUCAAAGCUCUGAUCCUAGAAAACUUCCACAAAAUACGUUUCAAAAUAUUUAUAUCUCAUAAUUCUUGAGAUUUCUCUGGUGCGAAAAAUAAAGCAAAAAUAUUAGGAAAAAAAUGUAUCUAGAAUAAUUCCAACCAACCCAAAUCCCUUCAGAACAAAACCACGACGAUCUCCUAAAUCUCCGCAAAAUGCGUGCCGAUAUCCACGACUCAAAACGCGGAAAAUCCCUCCGUCUACGCAACGACGACCAAUGCUAUCUGCUCAUCUUCCAACGCCCAAACAUCCUCCAAGUUUGGCUAACUAAAGCGCAACAAAUCGAAAAAUCCACUCACAUUGACAUGAGUGACGAGCACUUGACAAUGAUUCCCGAGCAACUUCUAACGAGCACCGACGCCCCGAUUCAAGUGCUAAACCUCCGGCGGAACUCUUUGAUUUCUAGACCACCUCUGGAGAAAAAUCUCGCUCUGGGUUAUGUUGAUGAUCUCUACCGAAUGUCCACACUGCAAGUUAUCGAUCUCUCUGCAAACCAGAUUCAGAAUUUCCCAAUCCCCCUUACAGUUUUGGGAAACUUAAGGCAACUUAAUCUAUCUUCAAAUUAUAUUCAAAAUCUUCCCAGAGAAAUUGGGAAUCUGCAACGGCUUCAACUCCUUAAUCUGAGCAAUAAUAUGCUGACAACCCUUCCAAAUGAGCUCGUAAAUUGCACAUAUUUAUCGAAUCUCGAUCUAUCAUUCAAUCAAUUUUCCGAUGUUCCAAAUUGCCUUUAUCAAAUGAAUAUUCUAGAUAUGUUCAGAUUAGCUGGGAACAAUAUCGAGAAGAUCGGAAGGGUUGGAAGUUUGCCAUCUGAGAAAAUCGAUUUACGAAGGAAUAUUUUAAGCACCUCUUUUAGGUUGGAUGUGGAGAAUAUAACACAUUUAGAUAUUCGGGACAAUUCUUUAGUCUCUACCGUACACCUGACAAAUCUCAGAUUCUUGAAGAUCAUCCACUGUGAACGAUUGCAGUUGACAAGCUUACAUUUGUCCGGAGAUAGCCUAACUCAUGUAUACGCGGAUAAUAAUUGUGAGUUUCUCCUAGAUCCCUGUAAAACACUCAUAGAAGAUUUUAGUGCUGGAAUCAAUUGUGAUUAUGCCUCUCCCUUUAAAUCUGCAAACUCUAUCACUGUCUUUCAAUCACUUCAAAACAUUGCCGAAUUGGAUUUGCGAUUGUCCGAUGUUGACAUUUUUGCGGGUUAAUGAUAAUCGAUUGGAGGAAUUGCCGAGGAGGUGAGAUCAGCGUGUCUAGCUGUCUGGUUUCUCUGCGUCUCUAGCUGUCUGAUGUCUCUGCGUCUCUACAAAUCAGGUUUCUCUGCGUCUCUAACUAGUUAGUUGUCUGCGUCUCUCAAUUCCAAAUGCUCUCUCAUCGAGCGAAGCGAGUGUAGACCGCAAGCUUCCGCGCAGCGGCCAGGUUACUCUGCGUCUCCAACUUUCUAGUUGUCUGUCUUCUCUGCGUCUCUAGCUUUCUGAUUUCUCUGCGUCUCUAGCGCUCUAGCUGUCUGAUUUCUCUGCGUCUCUAGCUCUCUGAGCUGAAGAAAAUUGUCAGAAAAUAAUUUUGGUGCAUUUUUGCGUCACGGUGUUUACAGAAAGUUUUUUAAUGUAUUUUUGUCGUAUUCAUCGUUGAAACUCUCAAAUUUCAGAGAUAUAAAUAUUUUGAAACGUAUUUUUUCGGGAAUUUUUUCUGCGUCUCUAGCUCUCUAGCUCUCUAGCUUCUCUGUGUCUGUUGACUCUAGAAAAUUGUUCCACAAAAUACGUUUCAAAAUAUUUAUAUCUUAUAUUUUUUGAGAUUUCUUUGUUAUGUGAUUAGCUCGGCAAAAAUAUCAGAAAAUUCAUCUAAAAAUUUUCUGCGUCUCUAGCUCUCUGAUUUCUCUGUGUCUCUCAAUUCCACAUGCUCUCUAAUCGAGCGGAGCGAGUGUAAACCGCAAGCUUCCGCGCAGCGGCACUAUCUUCCGCUUCAGCGGCCCCUGCGUGUCUAGCUCUCUGGUUUCUCUGCUUCUCUAGCUCUCUGAUUUCUCUGCGUCUCUAGCCUUGUAGCUCUCUGAUUUCUCUACGUCUCUAAUUAUCUAGAACUCUGCGUCUCUCAAUUCCACGUGCUCUCUCAUCGAGCGGAGCGAGUGUAAACCGCAAGCUUCCGCGCAGCGGUACUAUCUUCCGCUUCAGCGGCCCCUGCGUCUCUAGCUCUCUGACUUCUCUGCAUCUCUCAAUUUUUGAAGUGGGAUUCGAAAUGAAAAAUCGGAAUUCUGAAUUCUGAAUUCCGAGCCCUCCCGACAAGCUUCAAAUUAUUCCCCGAAUAAACUACGUUUCAAAAAUUUAUCAAAACUCUUUUCCACCAUAACUAAUUACUCCCGACAAGCUUCAAAUAUUCCAGAAUCUUCUGCUCUCAAUCUCUCCGCUGCAUUUUCGCAUUCAACAAUCAACUCACUCAACUUCCGGAUGAUUUCGACGAAGUCGCACAGCUCGAAACUCUGAUCUUGUACAAGAAUCAAAUCAGCGAAUUGCCUCGCCGAUUUUUUUCGGGAAUUCUACCGCGGUUGAGACAAUUGAACUUGUCAUCGAAUCAAUUGGAGAUUUUGCCCUAUUUUGAUGCAAGCUCUUAUUGUAGAAUUCAGGUAAGCUGGAAAAAUCUUUCAGAUUCUUCUUCUUCAAAAAAAAAAGAAUUCCAGAUCUUCCGCGCCGCCAACAAUCUCCUCACCGAAACCAGUGUCCCCGUGAUCAUCAAUAUGAAACAUCUCAAAACCCUCGAUCUCAGUCACAACUUCCUAAACUCCUUCGACGACAGUGCUUUAACAUCCCUGGACCUCCUCGAAGAAAUCAAUCUCUCCUCGAAUCGUCUGACACGUCUUCCCGAUUGCCUGGCUCUUCUUCCCGCUCUUCAAAUCCUUCGGGCUCAUUCGAAUCAACUCGUCUACAUUCCACAAUUACAAAACUGCUUGCAGCUGCAUACAAUCGAUAUUUCAUCGAAUAAUAUUUCGCUGGGAACUCUGGAUUUUCAAACACCGCCAAAUUUGCGGCAUUUUGAUGUCACUUGUAAUUCGGGCGAUUUUUUGGCCAAUAAUUCGACGGAGAAAAUGAAUAUGAUUGAUAUUGCUGAGGAUAAUCAGAACUUGUUUGGAUUUCAGAUCGGAAUGUCAGGUUCGAGAGGGUCCAAGAAUAAGUGAGUCUGCGUUCGGGGCAAGAGCUUCUAGGUCCGGCCGCUUCGCGGAAGCUUGCGGUUUACACUCGCGCAAAGCGCUCGGGAGUCCCGAUAACCUGAGCAAUGCUCGGGAAAUCCUAUAAUCUGAGCAAUGCUCACAAAUUCUGAAUUCAUCCUUUAAUCUGAGCAAUGCUCCGAAUUUUCCCUAUAACCUGAGCGAUGCUCGAAAACCCUUAUAACCUGAGCAAUGCUCGAAAAUCCUAUAAUCUGAGCAAUGCUUAAAAAACGCUGAAUUUCCUCUAUAAUCUGAGCAAUGUUCGAAAACCCUGAAUUUCCCUUAAAUCUGAGCAAUUCUCCAAAUUUUCCUCAUAACCUGAGCAAUGCUCAAAAAUCCAGAAAUUGCUUUUUAACCUGAGCAGUGCUCCAAAUUUUCCAUAUAACCUGAGCAAUGCUCCUACUUCUGGAGCUUCUGAAGCUCAAAAAUCGCACGCAGGACUGAUUUUUGAUCUGGAAAACCAUCUUAAACUCGGUUUCAAGCUGAAAUUCCGUGUAAAAUUUGGUCUUUCUAGUCAUAAAACUGAAUUUUAGCUGAAAAUCUCAUUUUUCAAGCAAAAUUUGAGCGAAAAAUUGGAAUUCUGGGUGGAUUUUUGAGUUUCAGAAGCUGAAAUUCCAGCAUUUUCCUUGAUUUUCAUCUUGGAAAUCAUGAAAAAUCAGCCCCAAAUCCAAAUUCCAGACAAUGCAUCCGUCAAAUGCGCGUCGCCAACACAUUCGCCUUCAUCGACGGCGGUUCGAACUACUUCAUGUCGACCUCAAUCUCCCGAUUCCUAUCCCAAUAUCUUCGCGAACAUCCUAACGUGGAUAUUCGAAGUGUUCUCCUCCGCGCACACUGUGAAUUGGGAGAGGAUGGUGAGAGGCUGGGAGCUAGUGUGAUGAUUGUUCGAGUGUCGGAGCGGUUUCUAGAAGUCACAGCGAUCGGAACAAUAUCGGCGGCGAUUUCAAUGAAUGGAAAUGUGAAGCAGAUGUGAGUUAGGCUAACUUCUGUUUGGAUUUGAUGUUUUUGUUCAGAAUUCGUGGGAGAUAUGAGAUUGAUGACGAUGAAUAUUCGCGAAUUCGAGAGGCUCAUGGAUUUGUGGACGAGGAGAAUAAGAUCAAUGGGAUUAUACAGGCAUCUAGGCAGAUUGGGCAUUAUUCGAUGUUUCCGAUUGUGCUGCCAACACAUUCUUAUAAGAAGGUAUGUAUUUUGGGCGGAGCGAGUGUAAACCGCAAGCUUCCGCGUAAGCGGUACUGUUUUCCGCUUUAGCCGCCGCCGGCCAGGGUUCUAUGCGUCUCUAACUAUCUAGCUGGCUGGUUUCUCUGCGUGUGUAAUUAUCUAGCUGUCUAACUUCUCUACGUCUCUAGCUCUCUAGCUGUCUGACAUUUCUGCGUCUCUAACUCUAGCAGCCCCCGACCUCUCUUGCCUCUCCGGUCAGACGAGAGACGACGAGAGUCCAAUGACGUCAUCAAAGACAUCGCUUCGAGAUAUUUUGAGAAAAAAUACCGUAUUUCGUUUCAAGGAACACACACAUUUUAUUGAAAAUAUCUCGCCACGAAAUUCAUUUUCGGGAUAUUUUCGCAAAAUACUCUCGUCGUCUCGCGUCUGACUCAACGGGUGCCAUGUUUGAUCGUCCAACUCUCCUCUGUGGCUCUAGUUGUCUGGUUUCUCUGCUUCCCUAUUUCUCUGCGUCUCUAGCUCUCUAGCUGUCUGACAUUUCUGCGUCUCUAACUCUAGCAGCCCCCGACCUCUCUUGCCUCUCCGGUCAGACGAGAGACGACGAGAGUCCAAUGACGUCAUCAAAGACAUCGCUUCGAGAUAUUUUGAGAAAAAAUACCGUAUUUCGUUUCAAGGAACACACACAUUUUAUUGAAAAUAUCUCGCCACGAAAUUCAUUUUCGGGAUAUUUUCGCAAAAUACUCUCGUCGUCUCGCGUCUGACUCAACGGGUGCCAUGUUUGAUCGUCCAACUCUCCUCUGUGGCUCUAGUUGUCUGGUUUCUCUGCUUCCCUAUUUCUCUGCGUCUCUAGCUCUCUAGCUGCCUGGCCUCUCUAUUGUCGAAGUUGAGAAAAAAUAAUUAUUGAUUGUUUCCCGACCGCGACGCAGAGCCGCACGCGACUGACGAAAAUUGUUUUUGUUUGUUCGUUGAACUCUGCACUGUUUUAUUCACGGCUUCGACAAUAACUCUAGCUGUCUGACCUCUCUGCGUCUCUAACUCCAGAGUGAUGUCUAAUUGUCUAGCUUCUAUACGUCUCUAGCUAUCUAGCUGUCUGCCUUCUCUGCGUCUCUAACUCUAGUGAUAUCUGACUGUCUAGCUUGAUCCCUGGUAGUACGCAAAACUGCGUCACCAUGUUGUGUCUGCACACACCAAGCCUUGGCGGCAAUUUGAAAUUUGAAAAUUGCUGGAUUUUCUUUAGUCAUUAUUCUGAGAAUGGAAAACUUGGCUUAAAAUUCAGAUGAAGCUUUGGUCUAUAACUUGACCGGCCUUCCAGGCUCAUUUAUAAAUUUUUUCAAAAUUUCAAAAUCCCCCAGCCCAGCCCUGUCUCCCCUCAAAACCCCUCCUCAUUCCAGAUCGCUCUCACCGAAACCCUAGAUGGUCUAAUCGUCGCCAAUAACUCUGUCUGGUCAAUGGUCCCUCUAGACGACGUAGCCCAAACAUUUCACAUGAAUCGAAGUCCAAUAGUCAUCGCCAAGAAGCUUCAAGACAAACUUCAAUCUUUCGAUUAUGGCGGCAAUUCGAAUAUUCUAGUUCUACGAAAAAUGAAACCCCAGGUCACAUUCACCCAGAACUCGACACUCGCUAAGCGCUCGGACAUUCUUCACCCCGCAAUUCCAGCGCUAAUCAUCCCGACUCCAGCAAUCCGUCAUGCCCCAAAACACUCACCAUCUCCACCACCACUUCCCGAUUCGAAUCCACCACCAUUUAUAUCGGAAAGUCUUGAUUUCGUGGCCAUUUCCUCCUCGAAAACCGGCAAAAAUGAUGAAUAUUAUAGUACGAUCAAGACGAAACGGCAAUUCGAUGAGCGGCGACAAAUAUUGAGCAGAAAUUUGAAAUUGAGCCCGCCGGAUUGA
Molecule: messenger RNA, 12261 nt
Organism: Caenorhabditis angaria
Lineage: Eukaryota; Metazoa; Nematoda; Chromadorea; Rhabditida; Rhabditidae
Source: the annotation of a GenBank genome assembly